Molecule: messenger RNA, 2817 nt
Organism: Nothobranchius furzeri (turquoise killifish)
Lineage: Eukaryota; Metazoa; Chordata; Actinopteri; Cyprinodontiformes; Nothobranchiidae
Gene: colgalt2b
Product: collagen beta(1-O)galactosyltransferase 2b
Molecular function (GO): procollagen galactosyltransferase activity
Source: RefSeq, a predicted model, not a curated record
UCCUCUCAGUCUGAAGGACUCCAGCUGCAGGUCGCGGCGGAAUCUGGGAGCCAAGAUGCGGGCUAUCGGGGCCGCGGGAAUCGGUGUGCUGUGGGCGGCGCUGGUCGUGCUGGUCCCCGGCUGUGUGUCGGAGCUGGUGACACUGGUGCAAGAGCAGGUCCAGCCUGAGUCCUCUCUGCUGCCUCCGAAGGUUAUGAUCGCGAUCCUGGCGCGGAACGCAGCGCACAGCCUGCCGCACCACCUGGGCUGCAUCGAGCGGCUUGAGUACCCGAAGGAGCGCAUAGCGAUCUGGGCAGCGACAGACCACAAUGUGGACAACACCACGGCCAUGUUGAGAGAAUGGCUGAAGCGGGCCCAGCGCUUGUACCACUAUGUGGAGUGGAGACCGAUGGAGGAGCCGAGGUCCUACACAGACGAGUGGGGUCCAAAGCACUGGCCUCCUUCUAGAUUCAACCACGUCAUGAAGCUGAGACAGGCGGCUCUGAAGGCUGCUAGAGAACGAUGGGCCGACUACAUCCUGUUUGUUGACAGUGACAACCUGCUGACCAACCCUGGAGUGCUGAAACUGCUGAUGGCCGAGAACCUGACCCUGGUGGCUCCCAUGUUGGAGUCUCGCUCUCUCUACUCUAACUUCUGGUGUGGCAUCACCCCCCAGGGUUACUACAAGAGAACCCCAGACUACCAGCCCAUCAGGGAGUGGAAGCGGCUCGGCUGCUUCCCCGUUCCCAUGAUUCACAGUACAUUCCUGUUGGACCUGCGCCGUGACUCCAGCCGGGACUUGACCUUCUACCCUCCUCACCCAGACUACAGCUGGGCGUUUGAUGACAUCAUGGUGUUCGCCUUUUCGGCACGCCAAGCAGGUGUGCAGAUGUAUGUGUGUAACAGGGAGCACUAUGGUUUCCUGCCCGUUCCCCUCAAGCCCCAACAAAACGUAGAGGAUGAGAGAGAAAGUUUCAUACAUACCAUUACAGAAGCUCUGAUUGACCACGAGAUCGAUCCAUCGGAGUACGUCUACUCUCUGCCCUCACUGCCAAACAGGAUGGGCUUUGAUGAAAUCUUCCUGAUUAAUCUGAAACGCCGUCUGGACAGAAGAACCAGGAUGUUGAAAACAAUGGCCUCUCUGGGUCUGCAUGCUAUGCUGAUAGAUGCAGUAGAUGGAAAGGCUCUGAAUACAUCCCAGCUUCAGGCUCUGGGUAUUGAGAUGUUGCCAGGCUACAAGGAUCCGUACUCGGGUCGAGUCCUCACCAGAGGGGAGAUCGGCUGCUUCCUGAGCCAUCACUCUAUUUGGACUCAGGUAGUUGAACGAGGCCUCCAGAAGGUUCUGGUUUUAGAAGAUGAUGUGAGGUUUGAGCCCAGGUUUAAACGAAGGCUUCAGGCCAUCAUGGAUGACAUCGACAGGGCUCAGCUGGACUGGGACCUCAUCUACGUGGGGCGUAAACGGAUGCAGGUUCAACACCCAGAGCAGUCGGUGGACGGAGUGAACAACCUGGUGGAGGCUGACUACUCCUACUGGACCCUGGGCUACGCGCUGUCCCAGCAGGGUGCCAGAAAGUUACUGGCUGCCCAGCCCUUCACCAAAAUGCUGCCCGUUGAUGAGUUUCUACCGAUCAUGUUCAACAAACACCCCAAUGUGCAGCACAUGUCUCACUUUGAGCGGCGGGACCUGAAGGCCUUCUCUGUGGAGCCGCUGCUCAUAUAUCCGACCCACUACACCGGAGAGCCCGGCUACAUCAGCGACACGGAGACGUCCACCAUCUGGGACGACGAGGCCGUGGCCACAGACUGGGACCGGCAGCACGACCGAAAAACAGCCCAGCAGGGUCGAAUCCGACCCGUGGCACAGAACAGCGUCACUGGGGACUCGCCUCCUCCUGCAGCUCGGGCGACGCGAGAUGAACUCUGAAACGAAGACGGAGACACAGUGGACGUCUCGUGUUCUCAGAUUUGGAAAAAGACACUAGAGCUGACAUGCCUGUGCCGACGUUCACCCCCCACAGGAACAGGUGAAUCAGUGCAUCUUAUCAGCUGCACGAGGAGUAGACGGAGAGUUAAAGAAUAAAACAGACGAUGAGCAGGAUUGGGAUGAAGGCCAGCACAAUUUUGACAAAAAAAUAAUUUAUUCUCCAUGUGUCUGCAGCCAGUGUGGACGCCUCCAUGGCCUGAAACACAUCAGCCAACAUCAUUUACAGAAUGUGAAAGGAAUCAAUCCUCACAAGAAUGGAUUUCUGUAUAGCUUGAAACAUUAGAGUUUAAACAGCACAGAUGUGUGCCAAACAGACAGCUGUGGAAUAAAAAAUGUUUGAAAACUUUUUCAUAAAACUGUGCAACAACACUUCUGCUGUAUUUGAGUGUGCUGGCGUGCACGUUGAUGCAUCUGUGCACGUACAGAACCGAGCAUGUGUGUUGGUGGGAGGAGAGAGGCUGACUUAUUGUACCCACAGGUGUCACUGCUUCAGAUGAAGUCAUGCAAACACAAACAACAAACACACACUUGCACACAUGCACACACACGCAUGCGUGCGUGCGUGCGUGCGUGCGCACACACUGGCACACACACUCAGAAAUAAAUAAAAGUGUAGCCGAUUCUUGCCAAGCUGCAGGACAGAAACAGAUGCUCAUCUGGACAUAAAUGUCUGUUUCUGCAGGAAGAAAACAACUUUUUAAAAGAAAGUAAUAAAAGCAUCUUUUCCAAGCUGGCUGGUCUUGCUUGUUAAGAUCAUCAGUGAGCAUUUAGGAAACACUCCUUUCCAUGACACAAGCUCCGCUCUGUCCAAUUGUGCUGCUGAGGUCGAAGCAAUAAAACAACUUCUUAACUUG